Messenger RNA from Melanotaenia boesemani (Boeseman's rainbowfish), 1468 nucleotides. Its product is annotated as probable G-protein coupled receptor 34. Gene Ontology annotation, cellular component: membrane. Lineage: Eukaryota; Metazoa; Chordata; Actinopteri; Atheriniformes; Melanotaeniidae. Gene Ontology annotation, biological process: G protein-coupled receptor signaling pathway. The coding region runs from base 37 to 1071 and encodes 344 amino acids. Gene Ontology annotation, molecular function: G protein-coupled purinergic nucleotide receptor activity. The record is from RefSeq and is a predicted model, not a curated record. The transcript is spliced from 3 exons.
UUUUUACUUGAUUCAGGAUUGAGGGUCAGAACAAACAUGGCCAACCCAACUCCCACUAACAGCAUUCUGCCUGCCAACGAAAGCUCUACCUCACAAGAUGAAUGUACCCACACAUCGCUUCAUGUCCCGCUAGCGGUGGUCUACUCUGUGAUCUUUAUUCUGGGUUUUCCUGGAAACAUGGUGGCUCUGUGGGUCUUCCUUGCGGUUAAAAAGAAGAAGAACUCCAUUCACGUGUUUCUCAUCAACCUCGUUUUUGCCGACCUGCUGCUGGUUAUUUUUCUACCAUUUCGGAUUUUCUAUCACACCCAUAAUGGCACCUGGAAUAUGCAUCCUACCCUGUGUACAAUAGUAGGCAUCCUCUUCUACACAAACAUGUAUAUCAGCAUCAUCCUGCUGGGACUGAUUAGCGUGAAUCGCUACUUGAAGAUCAGUUGCAGCGUAGGGAUGCAGCGACGGCUUUUUUCCCCAAACUCAACCCGUAUUGUCUGUGCUGUUGUCUGGUUUGGUGUCUCAGCUUUGAUGUUCUCUGCCUACAUGUGGAAACUGUCAGGCCCAGAUAAUAGGUGUUUCCACUACAAGAAGCUCCUAGAUGCAAAGUGGAGAGCCUACAUCAACAUGCUUGGGCUGGUUAUCUUCUGGAUUGUAUUCAUAGCUCUGAUGGUAUCUUAUGGCAAGAUCGCCCUGAAGCUCCUGAAGAAAUCAAAAGAGAGACCAGAAAUGCCCAACGCACCUCACUACGCUCGAAGCGCCAAGAAGUCCUUCUUCAUCCUUUUCAUCUUCACCUUCUGUUUUGUCCCCUAUCACAUGUUCAGAAUCUUCUACAUUGUGACACAGAUCACAGAAAGCUCCUGUUUCUUGAUUUACUUGGCAGACAUAACCAACAAUGUUGCGUUGUUAUUUACUGCUUCCAACAGCUGCCUGGACCCCAUCAUAUAUUUCCUGUUAUCCUCCUCAGUGAGAAAGGAGAUGCUGCACAUAGUGAAACGAGUGUUUUGUGUGCAAAAUGUUGCCAUCAGUGAGAGCACCACCUCCUAUGAGAACCAUGAGAUAAGAUUAGAAGAGUACCAUUAAACAUGUUAAUACACGUUUGUCGCUGAAUGCAUUAUUAUGUUAAUGUUGAUUUAUGUGAUGGUCAAGUCACAUUUGACAAUAGAUUUAAUAAGUGUAACCAGCACAAUAAUUUCAAACAUUAUUGGAGGGAAAUAUUCAUCUCAGCCAACAAGCUAGCAUUUAUUAGCCUCUAUAUUUCUUACUGCUAACCGUCCUUAAAAUUCACUUUUGUAAAGUUAAAUGAUUAGCUUGUUACGGCUUCCUUUCAUCUAUUAAAGCCAGCAGUGUGGUAGCAUGUAAUGUCCUAGCAGUAUGGACUUAAAGUCAAAGACAUAAUGCAGACAACACCGAAGAUCCCCUUCAGACAGGAUUAUGUCUCUCAGCUGCAUUUCAAUGGUUUGUAUUUAAAAGUCCAAAU